AUAAUUAUUUCCAACCGCAGCUAACGACCCGCAAAACCCUAGACAUAUAGCAAGGCAGUUUUCUCACGGUCAUACCCUCCUCCUCGCUCAGAGUCUCAGUUUAGGUUAAGCGGCAUCUGCUUCAACCCUCUCACGCAGAUCUCCGCCCAAGAUGAAGUUCAAUAUCGCGAAUCCUACUACGGGAUGUCAGAAAAAGCUUGAAAUUGACGAUGACCAGAAGCUCCGUGCAUUUUUUGACAAGAGGAUAUCACAGGAGGUCAGCGGAGAUGCUCUUGGAGAGGAAUUUAAGGGUUAUGUAUUCAAGAUCAUGGGAGGUUGUGACAAACAAGGGUUUCCAAUGAAACAGGGAGUGUUAACUCCCGGUCGGGUGCGCCUUCUUCUCCAUAGAGGAACUCCUUGCUUCCGUGGAUAUGGAAGGCGCAAUGGAGAGCGCAGGAGGAAGUCUGUUCGUGGGUGCAUUGUCAGCCCAGACCUUUCUGUCCUGAACUUGGUAAUUGUGAAGAAGGGUGAGAACGAUCUUCCUGGACUGACUGACACAGAAAAACCAAGAAUGAGGGGUCCUAAGAGGGCUUCCAAAAUCCGUAAACUCUUCAAUCUCUCCAAGGAGGAUGACGUUCGAAAGUACGUCAAUACCUAUCGUCGAACAUUCACAACCAAAUCUGGCAAGAAGGUUAGUAAAGCUCCUAAGAUCCAGAGACUGGUAACUCCUUUGACUUUGCAAAGGAAGCGGUCAAGGAUUGCAGAGAAAAAGAAGAGAAUUAGCAAGGCGAAAGCAGAGGGUGCGGAGUACCAGAAGCUCCUCGCCGCAAGAUUGAAGGAACAGAGGGAACGGCGGAGUGAAAGCUUAGCUAAGAAAAGGUCUAGGCUAUCUGCUGCUUCAAGGCCAUCUACCGCAGCAUAAACUUAUUUCUGGUCUUUUAAUUAUGUUGGCAACAGAUGUUCUUUCAUUUUGAUUUCCAUACUUUUUGCAAUGGGUUAAGAUUCUUGGAAAUUAAUUGGAUUGCCCCCCUGUACUUGAUGCUAGGGUGAAAUUUACAUGGGAAAUUUUAGUACUUUUUCUUUCA
This is a messenger RNA of Carica papaya (papaya), 1064 nucleotides long. RefSeq names its product small ribosomal subunit protein eS6-like. The record is from RefSeq and is a predicted model, not a curated record. Gene Ontology annotation, cellular component: ribosome. Gene Ontology annotation, molecular function: structural constituent of ribosome. Lineage: Eukaryota; Viridiplantae; Streptophyta; Magnoliopsida; Brassicales; Caricaceae. Gene Ontology annotation, biological process: translation.